AUGCUACAGGCGGCCACGGUGUUCGCCAAGCAGCGGGAACUGUCGCUUGCGGGCCGCGACCUCACGGCGCUGCCCAAGUGGGUGCGCGAGUUCCGAGGGCUGAGGAAGCUGGACCUCUCCGACAACCAGCUCACGGCGCUGCCCACCUACAUCUCGGACUUCCGCCACCUCGAGAAGAUGGACCUCACCGGCAACCCGCUGCCCAGCAUCCCCGUCGAAAUCAAGCAGCGCCUCGAACGCAGCCUCAAACCGCUCAUGGUCUACCUCCGCAAUCUCAAAAUGUCGCAAGAGAAGAAGUGGUCACGGGUGAAGCUGAUGCUGGUGGGCCGGGAGAACGUGGGCAAGACCUCGAUUCUCAAGUGUCUCCACACCUUCCUCGACAACCCCAAACUGAUGAAGAAGCAAAAGCCCGACAAGAAGAAGAAAAACGCGCCCAACAUCCCUCUUCUCAGCACGGACGGCAUUCAAAUGGGGCGGCUCUCGACCGAGAAUUGGGUGCGGCAGGCGAAGAAGGGCAGCAAGGGCAAAGAGGCCAAGAGCGACCCGGUCGAGUUCCAGACGUACGACUUUGGCGGGCAGGUGGUGUUCUACCCGACGCACCAGCUCUUCCUCACCGCCCGAUCGCUGUACCUGGUCGUGUUCAACGUCGUCGAGGACGAUCGCACAAACAUUCAGUACUGGCUCAAGCAGGUCAAGACAUCGACCAAGGGCCUCGAGGCGCCGGUCAUCGUCGUCGGCACACACAUCGACCACCCCAACUGCCCCAGCAGCCAGUCCCUCCUCCAAAUCGGCAAGCAAAUCCAACGACAAGACAUGAACGUGCGCAAGGUGUGCUUCGUGAGCUGUCGGACUGGUGACGGCAUCGAGGAGUUGAUGGAGGCGAUCGUGGACCUGGCCGAGAAGCACAGCUUCCUCAAGCAGACCGUGCCCGAGAGCUACCACCUGCUCCUCCAGACGAUCGACAACCUGCGCAGCGGCAAGUCGCCCGACACGGCGGCUGACCACACUCUCGCAACUACGGGCAGCUCCGUCUCCAUGCCCCUCAUGCCGACCCCUGAGAUGACAAAGACCGUGGCCCCUCUCUACAGCAGCGAAUCCUUCAUUACAUUUUCUCGCGAGUCCGCAGCACAGGAGGGCCUGAAGUGGACCACCUGGGAGCGUAUCGAGAAGCUGGGCCGUGGGUGCGGCAUUGCGCUGGAGGAUCUGGGCGAGGUGGUGCACUUUCUGCACGACGUCGGCACGCUGGUGCACUUCGACGAUCCCUUCGGCGGGCUGCAGGACCUGGUGGUGAUCGACCCGCAGUGGCUGGCCGACGUCAUGAAGAGCAUCAUCUCCUUCAACAACAAAUGGAUCAAGAACGGCAUGAUCGCGCAGCGCGAGUUGUUCAACUGGGUGUGGCGAGACUUCCCGCCGCAUCUCCACCCGGCGUUGCUGCGCAUGUUCGAGCGGUUUCAGAUUUUGUUCCAAAUGCGCGUCGAGCAGGUCAAGCACCAGGAGGGAGCCGACGAGGAGCCGCCGAAGUCGGAAGAAGGCGCUGUGAGUGGUCCCAAGGGCAAGCUGUUCAUGGUGCCCUCGCUCCUGCCCGAGGACUGCCCGGCCAACGAGCUGGCCAAGGAGUGGCCCGAGGUGCGCGGCGACGACGUCACGGCUGAGUUCGGCCGCGUCUACGACCUCGGCGACUUCGUGCCCAUCGGCCUCUUCGCGCGUCUUAUCGUGCGCGUGCUUCACAUUCCGGACCUGAAGCUCAUCCUGGCCUGGCGCUCGGGCAUUCUCGUCGAGCUCACCCGCCCCGGCGCGACCGACGACGCGCCGCCCGUGGUCGAGCGCGCCCUCAUCCGGCAGCACUCGCGGCCCAGCUACCUGUUCGAGCUGCUCGUGCGCACCAACAGCUCGACCGCUCUUGCGUCGCAGAGUGGUCAAGACGCUGACAAGUCGGCGGCGGGCAAAAUGGGCGCCGACGCCAAGGGCAACCUGAUCGCGUCGAGCCUGCUGCGCAUCAAGUCCAUCAGCCUGUGGCGCAUGGCCGAUGGCGAGGGCUCGAGCCCGCUGUCCACCCUGCGCCGCAGUAAGAUCCGCCCGCCGUCGUCCAUGUCGCAGACCAGCGCCGUUGGCAGCAGCUGCGGCGGCAGUAGCUUGUCGUCGAGCGAGGCCGAGAGCGACAGCAGCCAGCAGGGCGACGACGGCAACAGCUCCGCGUCGCCGCCGCUGCGGCAGAGCGCCGACGACGAGAUCCUGCAGGUCGACCUGCUCGAGCACCUGGUCUACGUGCUCGACGUGCUGUUCCAGGGCUACGUCGGGCUCGAGGUGCAGAAGCGCGUGCCGUGCCUUGCGAUCACCCGGAAGACCGGCAAGGUGUGUCGCCACGCUUUCGAGUAUGCCGAGUGCAUCGAGGCCGUGAUGGGCGCACGGCCCGUGCGCUGCUCGUCGCACCGCGGCACGCCGAUCUCGGUCGCCCGUCUGGCGCCGGACAUCGCGAUGGGCUCGGUGCGGCUCAUCGGCGAAGACGAGCUGCGCAAGCACAACCGCGUGGGCAAGGGCGGAUUCGGCGAAGUCUACAAGGCCACCUGGAACAACUCCACCGUCGCCCUCAAGCUCCUCAUCAGGAUCAAGGAGGAGGACAAGGAGGAAGACGCCAGAAAGUUCGACGAGUUUAGGCGCGAGGCUUUCCUCAUGAGUUCCCUGCAGCACGACUAUGUGAUCAGGCUGUUCGGCAUCUGCCACCACCCGCUGGGGAUGGUGAUGGAGUACCCGUUGCCCGAGGGCGCGCAGGUGCUCGACCACCUCCAAAAGGGCGAGAAGGUGGGCGUGAAGCGGAACGAUCCGCGGGAGGAGCGCGGGUGGUGCGAGGUCGAGACGCCGCACGGCGAGAAGGGCCUCUUCCCCAAGGAGUGCCUCCAGCUCUCCAAGGCGCCGCUCACCGACGAGCAGAUCCCGUGGGCCCUGCGCUGGCGCAUCGCCCUCGACGUGGCCAAGGGGAUGAACUACCUGCACUCCUUCCAGCCGCCCAUCGUGCACCGCGAUCUCCGCUCCCCCAACGUCUUCCUUAUGAGCACGAGCCUGGACGCGCCGAUCGUGGCCAAGGUGGGCGACUUUGGUCUGGCGCGACAUACCGACCCGAGCCUGGACGAGGGCCUGCGCACUUGGCAGUGGCUCGCGCCCGAGGUGCUGAACCUCGAGCACGUCGAGUACGAUGAGCGGUCCGACGUGUACAGCUUUGGCAUCGUGAUGUACGAGAUCGCCGCGCGCAAGUUGCCCUUCGUGGACGAGUACUGGAUGAGGUUCCAGCGUAACGGCUACUUCCAGGCCAGGGACUGCAUCAACGCCAUCAUCCACGACGACUGUCGCCCGACUCCGCCCGGACCCGACCACUGCCCGCCCGAAUUCGCUCAGCUCAUGCUGGUACCCGAAGCCUUCGCCUCGCCGCGAGAGGCCCGCGCGACGAUCGACGAGUGA
Molecule: messenger RNA, 3453 nt
Organism: Acanthamoeba castellanii str. Neff
Lineage: Eukaryota; Discosea; Longamoebia; Acanthamoebidae
Product: protein kinase domain containing protein
Exons: 14
Coding region: 1-3453 (1150 amino acids)
Biological process (GO): protein phosphorylation
Molecular function (GO): protein tyrosine kinase activity; protein binding; ATP binding
Source: RefSeq, a predicted model, not a curated record